AUGUUCACUAGGCUAUUGUGUGCCUGUGGCUUUGAGGAGUGUAGCCUGGUCGUCGAGGCCCGUUGUUUUUGUGCUUGGCUUGAUGACUUAUUCAUAUUGGUAACGUAUUACUUAGUUCGCGAUAUAACCGGGAUCACCUAUCAGCUACAAUGGAUGAAUACACAACUUCGGGCUCUGGCAACGCAAAGCGGUCAAGAUCUUCUACUUUGGUGUCAGCAGGUGACCAAAGAUUAUCCCAAUGUGAAGAUCACUGACCUGACUUCCUCAUUCCGAUCCGGUUUGGCUUUCUGUGCCAUUCUACACCACUUCUUUCCUGAUCAGCUUGACUUUUCUCAACUGUCUAAUAAUAGUCCGAUUGAGAAUUGUCGACUUGCAUUCAAUGUCGCUGCCAAGCUGGGAAUUCCGAGGGUGCUAGAUCCGGGUGAGGUCACAUCCGCAAAUCGGGCACCGGAUCUGUUGAGCAUGAUGACUUAUUUGCAUCAAUUGCGUACACACUGUUGCGGUCGUUCGCCGGGUCUGACCGAUCCUUCGGUGGUAGAUUCCGUGCCUACGCAACGAAUAAACUCCAUUAAUCCGGUUGAUGGGUCCAACACAAAAUCGUCCCAAGAGUCACAAUCUGCAGAAUCGCCUGCAUCAACACAACAGCCGAACUCGAAUCAUGUCCCUCAGACUCGCAGUCCGUCCAAGACGAUUGAGAACACGGAGACAGCGAAAUUAGACGCUAAAGCACGGCCAUCCACGGAAGAGGAUAAUACAGACGCGAAACCGACCAAUGCUUCCACGCAAAAAGUAAGUUGA
Molecule: messenger RNA, 798 nt
Organism: Echinostoma caproni
Lineage: Eukaryota; Metazoa; Platyhelminthes; Trematoda; Plagiorchiida; Echinostomatidae
Source: the annotation of a GenBank genome assembly